Messenger RNA from Beta vulgaris subsp. vulgaris (sugar beet), 2452 nucleotides. Its product is annotated as inactive cytochrome P450 76AD1-like. Gene Ontology annotation, molecular function: oxidoreductase activity, acting on paired donors, with incorporation or reduction of molecular oxygen; monooxygenase activity; iron ion binding. The coding region runs from base 778 to 1674 and encodes 298 amino acids. The transcript has a single exon. The record is from RefSeq and is a predicted model, not a curated record. Lineage: Eukaryota; Viridiplantae; Streptophyta; Magnoliopsida; Caryophyllales; Amaranthaceae.
AUCAUAUUCGCUAGCUACUGCUAAGGAAUUUAAUUUGCUGUGUUUAGUUUCCAUAUAAGAACACUCUCUACAAUCUACAUGUACUAUAGAUACAAAUAUCAAGGGUAUUUAAUUAGUAGAAACAUAUACUUGUUGGAGAUACAAAUAUCAAGGGUAUUUGAUCAACUCUAUUUUUAUUUUUUUUAUAAGUGUAUUUGAUCAACAUUUUACAGUAUUUGUUACAUCGAUAUUUGUUACAUUAUAUUAUUAAUCCUAUGAAAAAAGCCGGAAAAUAACUCAUCAGUUGAAAUAUUGCUUCAUGAUAUAUAGGAUCAAUCAUGGUCCAUGGAUCAAUAGUAAAUAGCUUAUUUACCUUGGAAUAAAUUAGUGGAGUUUGAUGUUUAGUGGGUAAUUAGUAGGCCACACUUUCCACAAUUAGAAAGUAGUUAGCAUUUUUUGAAGGGAUUAUCUUAUUUUUAGUUAAGUUUGUUUUUGUUAAUUUGAGAUGUUAAGUAUGCUAUGUUUCAUAUGUUAAAGGCCUUUUUUUAGUUAAGUUUGAUAUGUUUAGUGGGUAAUUUAGUACGCCACAAUUUUCCACCAUUAGAAAGUAGUAAGCCUUUUUUUGGAAGGGAUAUCUUAUUAUUAGUAAAUUUGUUUUGCUAAUGCCUAUGUAAUGGCUCCCAGAUUGUAGUUCAGUUGUGGCAAUAUAAAGUGUUUUAGAGUUCUCUUCCAUUUUUCAUAAAAAAGAAUUCUCCUCUUAUAUCUUUUAAUUAAGUUCGACAUAGAAAACGUGUUCUCAUGGAAUUUUAUACUUUUUCACUAAUUUUCCUCCCCAUUGUCUUCACAAUCAUCUUCUUGUCAAACUUGUUAAGCAAAUCCAAACUACCUCCGGGACCAAAACCAUGGCCUAUCAUAGGCAACAUCCACAUGCUCGGUGAAAAGCCUCAUCAUACUCUCACCGAGUUUGCAAAAACAUACGGCCCCAUUAUGUCUCUCAAACUCGGAAGCAUCACUACAAUUGUAAUCUCAUCCCCAGAAAUAGCCAAAGAAAUGUUCGUUAAACAUGAUUUAGCCAUUUCUAGUAGGAGUGUCCCAGAUGGUGCGCGGGCAAGAGACCAUGACAGACUCUCCAUGGUUUGGCUCCCAGUUUCCGCCAAAUGGCGGGAACUUCGAAAGAUUGCAACUAUGCAAUUGUUCUCGAAUCAACAACUCAAUAUUGGUCAGGCUUUGCGGCAGAAGAAGCUAGAAGAGCUAGUAGACUAUGCACGAAAGUGUUGUGAAAAUGGUGUACCUAUGGAUAUUGGUAAGGCCGCGUUUACUACCACAUUAAAUUUAUUGUCUAGCACAUUUUUCUCCAAGGAUUUGGCUAGCCAUGAUUCUUCAAGUUCACAAGAGUUUAAGGAUAUUGCUUCAAAUAUCAUGGAAGAGGGUGCAAAGCCUAAUUUGUCGGAUUUUUUUCCGAUUGUAAAGAGCUUGGAUUUGCAGGGAAUACUCAAAAGGAGUACGGGUUACGUGACUCAAUUGAUGGAAUUAUUCGAAAGGAUUAUUGAUGAAAGGUCAACAGAUGAGAAGGAUGACGUCUUAGGCACUCUACUCAAACUUGCUAAGGAUGAUAAAUUAAGCCUCGAAGAAGUCAAACAUAUGCUCGUGGUAAGUAAAUUCAACUUUCAAGUAAAUUUUGCAAUUGAAGUAUGAUAAAGAAAGGAUUAAUUUCGACCCAAUUGGGCUCGAAAUACACUCGAGCUAGGGCAAUUGAGCAAAAAAUGGGCAGUAAGGACAUGACUCUUCGACCCAAAAUAUGUUGCCUCCGUAUUUUUUUAGUUGCACCAUUUGCUUUGUGCCACUAUUCAUCAACUAACUUUGUUAAACUAUCUCGCAUCGUUAUAUAAGAAGGAAUAUAGUCAAGAGGGAUCUUGUUAGAUUCGUCUCAAUGCGGAAAUUUCAAAUAUCAAAUUUUAUAAUUUUUACUUACACCCAAUAAGAGAUAUCAACAUUAAAAGAAGUGUCUCGACAAAUGUGAAAAAACAAAUGUAAAAAAAUAUAAAGGUGGUAUGUUUUAGCUUAAAUUAGCCUAAAAAGCCCUAAGCUUGGACACAAAUAUUUUGCCAAAGACAAGCAGCUUUUUAUUGGUAAGAGGUCACUCAUCCCGCUUUAUUUUGGUUAGCUUUAUGAGGCAAUAAGAGUAGCUUAAUGGCAAACACCCUCACCUCUCAAGUCCGAGACCCCCGUCGAGUCCUCAUCCUAGCAAGGAGAAAGAAAGGCAUAAUGAAUCCCUAACUGUGAGUGAGCAGUCGCCAACUAGAUUUACAUUGAGGAAAAAUUGCAGGUUGCUGAUUUAUCAUCCCUCAGGGUAGUAGUGUUUAUAUCUGAUGAUUAAUUCGAAAUUUCAGAUCGAAGAAAAUACGACUCAAAUAGGAUAUCCAAGUUUUAGGAUCAGACAGGUCGGAUAUAUGAGAAAUUAAAAAAAAUAAAA